Molecule: messenger RNA, 4901 nt
Organism: Gadus morhua (Atlantic cod)
Lineage: Eukaryota; Metazoa; Chordata; Actinopteri; Gadiformes; Gadidae
Gene: ndst2a
Product: N-deacetylase/N-sulfotransferase (heparan glucosaminyl) 2a
Exons: 16
Coding region: 1048-3783 (911 amino acids)
Cellular component (GO): Golgi apparatus
Molecular function (GO): deacetylase activity; hydrolase activity; heparan sulfate N-sulfotransferase activity
Source: RefSeq, a predicted model, not a curated record
CCGGGGGAUUCAGACCAGACGCGUCGAUCGCAGAUCACGAAGAUGGCGGAUCGGUGAGCGAUGCGCUGAACUUCACUUUCUUCUCCCCGCCUCACCGAGCCCUCCGCCGCUUCCACUCCACCCGGGACUAACUUCUCCUCAUCGUACCGUAAGGGCUAACGUAGCGGCUACCUGCUAGCGGAGUUAGCCCAGACUUCACUCCGGGCUCCUCCGUGCGGACCCCGCCGCUCCGUCCGCGGUCCUUCGACGGCCUAGUACCGCCUCCAGCACAGCCUCUUCGCCACGACGUACGCAGCUCAGACCUCCUCGAGAAGCCCCCCCACCCCCCACGGAGACGGUGUUUUUAAGAGAUGAGUCGGACCGUUCACGGCAGGGGCCGGAGCCCCCAGCGCAGGCCCACAUCAGCGGACCCUCAGCCCAGAUCUGAGGCCUCCUUCCUGGGCUGCUUCUGAGGGACGCCCCCCCUGGUGUCCUCUGACCACGGCCCGACAUCCAGCCCACCUGAGGGGAGAUGACAGACAGGAAGAGCUGCUGAUCUGCCCAGACGGGAGGAGGAGGAGGAGGGCGAGAGGGGUAGCGGUGGUGUGUGUGUGUGUGUGUGUGUCUAUGUCUGUGUGUGUGUGUGCGUGUGUGUGUGUGCACACGCACGUUCGUCAGACCAAAUCCUCUUAGACGUUGGCUGAGCUAAGGACUGCAGUGAGAGAGUGAGAGAGCGAGAGAGGGAAAAAGAGAGAGAGAGAGAGUUAUAAGAGAUACAGAUAAAGUGAAAGGGUAAAUACUGAAGAUUAGAUCGUAAGCCGUUGGAUCCGCCAGCCCGGACCCCCUUACCAGACUCCCCGGGCCCAGGGAGGUGCAGCGGGAGCCGGGGCAGGCCUGGAGCAUCACCGGGGACGGUUGGCGUGGCGAUGGGGGUCAUGGUGACCUAAAGUAAAUGGCUGCUCCUCCGCUUCACUCAGCGCCUCUUCCUGCCGCUCAGCCCUCCUCCUUCUCCUCCUCUUGCUCCUCGCGCUCCCUCUUCGCCCCUCGUGUACCCCGGCCGCCGGCAGCAUGGUGGGCGCCGCCGCGGGCGUCUGGAGGCUGGUGCGCGGCAUGCGCCAGCUGGAGCUGCACCGGCUGGUCCUGGUGCUCAUCUUCUUCUGCCUGCUCUCCAUGGCCUGCCUGGCCUACUACGUCUCCAACAACCCCAAGAUCAAGGAGGCCCCGCCCAUGCCCUUCAGCGACUGCGGCGGGGGGCCGGGCCUGGCGGCGGCGCCGGGCGGGGCCAGCACGGAGGGCGGGCCGGGCGGCCAGCGGGCCCCCCUGUACCUGCCCCCCCGUAACGGCCGCCUGCGCAUGGUGAAGGCGGUGGACACGUCGCGCGCCGAGCCCGUGGUGCUGGUGUUCGUGGAGAGCGUCUACUCCCAGCUGGGCCAGGAGAUCGUGGCCAUCCUGGAGUCGAGCCGCUUCCGCUACCGGACGGAGAUCGCCCCGGGGAAGGGCGACAUGCCCACGCUGACGCUGCACAACCGCGGCCGCUACGCGCUGGUCAUCUACGAGAACCUGCUCAAGUACGUCAACCUGGACGCCUGGAACCGCGACCUGCUGGACAAGUACUGCGCGGAGUACGGCGUGGGCGUGAUCGGCUUCUUCAAGGCCAACGAGAACUCCCUGCACAGCGCGCAGCUCAAGGGCUUCCCGCUCUUCCUGCACUCGCACCUGGGCCUGCGGGACUACCGCAUCAACCCCGGCGCCCCGCUGCUGUACGUCACGCGGCCCAACCAGGUGGAGCAGGGCCCGCUGCCGGGCGACGACUGGACCGUGUUCCAGUCCAACCACUCCACCUACGAGCCCGUGCUGCUCGCCAGCGCCAAGGCGGCCGACGCGCAGGCGUUCGCGGCGCCGCCCAGCUCGCUGAACGGCGCCGGCCGGAACCUCCACGCCACCGUGGUGCAGGACCUGGGGCUGCUGGACGGGGUCCAGCGGGUCCUGUUCGGGAACAACCUCAACUACUGGCUCCACAAGCUGAUCUUCGUGGACGCCAUCGCCUACCUGACGGGGCGCCGGCUGUGUCUGACCCUGGAGAGGCACAUCCUGGUGGACGUGGACGAUAUCUUUGUGGGCAAGGAGGGGACGCGCAUGAAGGUGUCCGACGUGGAGGCCUUACUGAACACUCAGAACAAGCUGAGGUCCCUGGUUCCCAACUUCACUUUCAACCUGGGCUUUUCCGGGAAGUUCUUUCACACAGGGACGGACGAGGAGGACGAGGGCGACGACAUGCUACUGAAGCACCGGCGGGAGCUGUGGUGGUUCCCCCACAUGUGGAGCCACAUGCAGCCCCACCUGUUCCACAACGUCACCGUGCUGGCAGAGCAGAUGAGGCUCAACAUGCUGUUCGCCCAGGAGCACGGGAUCCCCACUGACAUGGGCUACGCGGUGGCACCCCACCACUCGGGGGUGUACCCGGUCCACAGCCAGCUGUACGAGGCCUGGAAGACGGUGUGGGCCAUCCAGGUCACCAGCACCGAGGAGUACCCCCACCUGCGACCCGCGCGCUACCGCCGCGGCUUCAUCCACAGCGGCAUACAGGUGCUGCCCCGCCAGACGUGCGGUCUGUUCACACACACCAUCUUCUACAACGAGUACCCCGGGGGGUCCAAGGAGCUGGACAAGAGCAUCAGGGGGGGCGAGCUCUUCCUCACUGUGCUCCUCAACCCGAUCAGCAUCUUCAUGACCCACCUGUCCAACUACGGCAACGACCGGCUAGGCCUGUACACCUUCGAGUCCCUGGUGAAGUUCGUCCAGUGCUGGACCAACCUCAGGCUGCAGACCCUGCCCCCCAUCCAGCUGGCCGAGAAGUACUUCCAGAUCUUCCCCCAGGAACGGGAUCCUCUGUGGCAGAACCCGUGUCAUGACAAGAGACACAAAGACAUCUGGUCCAAGGAGAAGACCUGCGACAGACUCCCCAAGUUCCUCGUCAUCGGGCCCCAGAAAACAGGCACCACGGCCCUCCACUCGUUCCUGAGCCUCCACCCAGCCAUCACCAGCUCCUUCCCCAGCCCCGUCACAUUCGAGGAGAUCCAGUUCUUCAGCGGGCCAAACUACGACAACGGCAUCGACUGGUACAUGGACUUCUUCCCCUUCCCCUCCAACGUCAGCACGGACUUCAUGUUCGAGAAGAGCGCCAACUACUUCGACACGGAGCUGGUGCCCAAGCGGGCCGCCGCCCUGCUGCCCAGAGCCAAGAUCCUGGCCGUGCUCAUCAGCCCCUCGGACCGGGCCUACUCCUGGUACCAGCACCAAAGGGCGCACCGCGACCCGGCUGCCCUGAACAACACCUUCCACGCGGUGGUGACGGCCGGCCCCCAGGGGCCCCGCGACGUCCUGGCCUUGCAGAGACGCUGCCUCAGGCCCGGGACCUACGCAGCACACCUGGAGCGCUGGCUGCAGCACUACCAGCCCAGCCAGAUGCACAUGGUGGAUGGCUCUCUGCUACGCUCCAACCCCGCACUGGUGAUGGAGGCCAUUCAGAGGUUCCUGGGGAUCAGCCCCACCUUCAACUACACCCAGGCCCUGGUGUUCGAUGAGACCAAGGGCUUCUGGUGUCAGAAGACGGAGGGCGGCCGGCCCAAGUGUCUGGGGAAGAGCAAGGGGAGGAAGUACCCCGAGAUGAACGCUGAGACGCGAGCCUUCCUGGCAGAGUACUACCGAGAACACAACACAGAACUCCUCCGGCUGCUGAACCGGCUCGGCCAAUCACAGCCCGGCUGGCUGAGGGAAGAGCUCCAGGGGACCAGUAGAAGCUGAGGGGGCCCCCAGGCCACGCCCCCAUCCUGCCCAGACCCACAGGAGCCGCGGGCCCCCGCCGGGCCCCGGCCGUGGGAACACACACAGACCCGGACUCUCGCCGUUUGUGACUCCAAACAACAAUAACCACAACAGGAAGUUCAACAUUGGACUUUUAUUGUGAAGGACAGGACAGGCUCCUCCCGUUACCAAGUUGACGGUCCCUCUUCAUAGGAAAGGAAAGAAGGGGGGGGGACUGGGCUGAAGAAGAGGAGGAGCCACGAGGAUGAGGACGGCUCUUCGUCUAAAAACAUUUCCUGUCUGUUAGCAAAAUAAAAGCGCAGCAGCGGCGUCUUAAGCAGCCUUACCCGCAGGAAGUCCUGCCACGCGGACGCAGCGACUGUCAAAGUAACAGCGCGCCUCUCCAGGAGAUUGAUUGUAAAGCCUAUGUACAUUUAGUUUAUUUUAUUUUUGAAACCGGCUGCUGUGUGUUGCGGGAGGGGGGGGGGGGGUGCAAGGGGAUGUGGGGAACUUAAGGAACAGACUUAAUCAAGACGGUUUCCACACUUAACCUCCCGCUGAAACCCCUCAAACAAAGGCAGCAUUAGUUUUUUAUUUGAGUUUUCUAUGACAUACGGCCAGUGGUACGUUCUAUAUUCAGACUCGCAGCGCCUCGGUCUCAUGUGGUCAUAAGAGAGGGGGUGAACUGAUGAACUCAUUGCUGUACAGCGAGCCACUUAGCUCCGAGAGAGAAGAAGAGGAGAUGUGGAUGUCUCCUUCUCCUCCGAGAGAGCAGAGGAGAGGUGGAUGUCUCCUACUCCUCAGAGAGAGGAGAGGAGAUAAGGGAAGGAGACAGGAGAGGAGAUAAGGGAAGGAGACAGGAGAGGGGAGGUGGAUGUCUCCUUCCAGAAACCUUACUGUUGUCGUUCCGGAUCCUCACUAUACAGAAACCUACAGUUUUAUUUUUUUAUGUUCAGUGCAGAGGAAGUGAUGUCAGAGGGAGCCUCGAGUGAGAGCGGGAACGGACUCGAACCGUGAAGCUGCUGUUCUCUCCUCCUGUCCUCGUUUUAUACAGACGUGGUAACAGGCCCAGCCCAUCACUGUAUCAAGAUAAUAAACACAUAGAGGUUGGAAAUACC